AUGCAUUCAGUCGUCCUCACCUACCUCUUUCCCAUCCUGUUCUCCCAAGUCCUCGCAGUUCCCUCGCCUCAACCACCAGCACCAGGGCCCCCAGUCAAUCGCCCGCAAAGCCUGACCCUCGUCUCCGGCGCCACAGUCAACACCACCACCACCGGUGUCUACACCUGCUCCGCCCCCUCAUGGCAGGGCGGCUGUACGUGGGAAGACACCUCUGGCAUGCCUCGCUGCCGGAUGAUCCCAUGGACCGACUCCCUCACCCACUCGCCUCUGCCAGAUGGUAGCAAGAUCGCCAAAGUGAGCAUUGGGCCGGACCAGGGGAAUCACUGUAUCUUGUACGAAGAUCCGCGGUGUGGUGGGGACGUGGAGAAGAAGAGCUAUCUGUUGCGGUAUCCUGGAACGGACGACUUGGGGGCUUGGGCGAAGAGUCAGGGUGUUGCGGACGACACGGGGCUGUACAGUAUGCUGUGCUUGACUGAGGGGUUGAUCAAGUAUUACUAUAAGGGGAAGGGCGCCGACCAGCUUUAA
Molecule: messenger RNA, 525 nt
Organism: Cyphellophora attinorum
Lineage: Eukaryota; Fungi; Ascomycota; Eurotiomycetes; Chaetothyriales; Cyphellophoraceae
Exons: 1
Coding region: 1-525 (174 amino acids)
Source: RefSeq, a predicted model, not a curated record